UGUAGAGCCGCGGACCCGGAGGUCCUGAGUCCAAUUCCCAGGUCGGGCCAGUGAAGGGUUGUUGGGUUUUUCCGUCGAAGGUUCUCAGUAGCGACCCGGAAUCUGGAAGUUGGAAGUGUGUACACUGUCGUGCUUCGGAAAGCACGUGAAGCCGUUGGUUCUGCGUCUGAACUGUUUCUGGUCGUGUCGGAUUGCCGUCUCAUCGGACUAUGAGAAAUAGAGAGUGCACCUGUGUUUGCGCACACAGUUGUGCACUAUAAUAUGUCCUGCGCAUGUGGCUAAUAUCUCUCGAGAACCGAAAUCAGUCCGGAGGACAUAAUUGAACCCGAAGCUCAAGUACUGGAUUAUGUGACGCAGCAGCAUAAGCUAUUUAUAUCAAUAGCUUCGAGCCAUGCCUUCCGAGUUAUGGGUCAAUGGCUGUGGAAAACUUACACAAAGGUCAUGGCUGAAAUCGCUGAAGGGAACAUGGACCAACUGCCGGAGCUGCACGCGUUGUCGUGCUGCCUGAAGGCGGUGUGCAGCUACGACGGCGUGCAGGCCGUGGAGCGCUGUCGGCUCGCGUGCGGCGGUCACGGCUAUCUUCUGUCGUCCAACCUGCCCGGCGUGUACGGCCUCGUGGCCGCCAGCGUCACCUACGAGGGCGAGUACACAGUGCUGUUGCUGCAGACGGCCAGAUAUCUAGUAAAGGCAUGGAAUGGUGCAAUAAAUGGUAAAACAUUACCAUCAGGUAUAGCUUUCUUAUCAGAUUAUUUCAACAAAAACUCUCGCAUGUGGGACGAUUCACCAGAAGCUAUUAUUGAAGGAUUUAAAGCUGUUGCCGCAGGAAAAAUAAAGGCAGCUUUUGACUCACUUCAAAGUCACGUAGACAAGGGUCGGGAGUUCGAAGAUGCCUGGAAUUUGAGUUCAGUUCAACUAACUGCUGCUAGUGAGGCGUACGCGCGUUAUCUUUUAUGUGAUGUAUUUUGGUCCGAAACUAAGAAAAUGACAAAUGUAUCUAAUAAUCUAGCCGUUGUGCUUCUGCAGUUGGCUGAAUUGUAUUUGGUAUAUUGGGCCUUGGAAAAAAGUGGCGAUCUUUUAAUGUAUUCGACGAUAUCGAAGAAAAACAUAGACAAUCUUCAAAGUCGAUACGAAGAACUGCUCGGUCUCAUAAGACCGAAUGUCGUUGGACUUGUCGACUCCUUCGACAUUAGGGACGAGAUCCUGUGUUCGACUCUUGGUUCGUAUGACGGUCGCGUAUACGAGAGAUUGAUGGAAGAAGCCGCCAAGAGUCCACUCAAUAAUCAAAUCGUCAACGACACUUUCCAUAAAUAUAUAAAACCUUUAAUGAUAAAACAUAAACUAUAAAAUACUUGGUUUUGAAGAAAUUUAUAUAUUUUUUUGUUAAAUCGAAGCAUUAUUUUUACAAACGACCUUUUUUUAAUUAAUAAAAUUUAUGUAUAUUUAACAA
This is a messenger RNA of Nymphalis io (European peacock), 1447 nucleotides long. RefSeq names its product probable peroxisomal acyl-coenzyme A oxidase 1. Lineage: Eukaryota; Metazoa; Arthropoda; Insecta; Lepidoptera; Nymphalidae. The record is from RefSeq and is a predicted model, not a curated record. The coding region runs from base 406 to 1344 and encodes 312 amino acids. The transcript has 8 exons. Gene Ontology annotation, molecular function: FAD binding; fatty acid binding; acyl-CoA oxidase activity. Gene Ontology annotation, cellular component: peroxisome. Gene Ontology annotation, biological process: fatty acid beta-oxidation using acyl-CoA oxidase; lipid homeostasis.